Aaosphaeria arxii CBS 175.79 is the source of this 561-nucleotide messenger RNA. RefSeq lists its product as uncharacterized. Bases 151 to 561 code for a protein of 136 amino acids. The transcript has 3 exons. NCBI's taxonomy places the organism in Eukaryota, Fungi, Ascomycota, Dothideomycetes, Pleosporales. The record is from RefSeq and is a predicted model, not a curated record.
UCAAUCUCUUUUGAGACCUCAGACCCUACUAAACAUACUUUUCCCACCACGCAGCCUCCAUUAUCACUCCCGCCCCCGGACUACGAAAGACGAAGCUCACAUACCUACCUCACUACUCUCGUUUCUGGAUAGCUCGUACACAAUAUCAACAUGAAGGUCUUCGCCACCUUGGUCGGGCUCAUCGCGCUCGCCUGUGCCCUGCCUGGAGGUGCCUUUCCCGGUUAUCCUGUUGGUCAUGUGUCCAACGCCGUAGUUUCCUGCGGUGACUGCAAGGCCAGAUUCGAAAACUGUGUCCGGAUUGCUGGAGUCAAGGGUACCAAUGGUGGUGGCUGCGAGAAGAUUUGUGCAAAGCGUGCUUGCCAGUUGAACAACGAUAUCUGCAAGGGCUGCGACAAAGAUUUCCUCAAUUGCACCGGUCUCAACAAGUACCCUCAUCCGACUAUCGUAAUCAAGGAGGACCCCGAGGAGGGAGCCACUGCUGCUGACGGGUUCGGCCACUCAGUUAACCUCCUCGAGUACAUCUACGACGAGUCCGGCACUCUCACCAAGCUUGAGGGAUAG